AGCCGAAAGAGCUUGAAAGGGGACUACAGUUUCUUGACACAAAACUUCAUUAAUGGCUACCUGGUGUGGAUCAACUGACAAGAAAAAAAUCAGAGAGAAGAGGUCUUCUUCUAGCCAAAGUAGUGACACGGAUAUGGAAGAAAUAACAAAUGCAUCAAGUACUCUUGAUCUUGAAUUUGGAAUUAGAGAUGAAAAAAGGGAAUUGAGAAAAACAAUUGUCGAAGUGUAUGAAAAGAUUCUAGAAUUCCUAUCUCGAGAAGAAUAUGAUGCUGAACUCCGCAAAGAGCUUGCAAACAACUACAGCCUUAAGGAUAAGAAGUUAGAUAAAGAAAACUAUGAAAUAAUUUUGGAAGAAAGAAAGAAAGAUAUUGAAAGAAUGGAAAGGGGAAUACCAAUAUCAGGAGAAACAAGCUCUGGUAAAACAAGUCUGAUAAAUAAACUUGUUGGCCAAGAACUGUUUUGUCCAAAAGCGAGACCAGCAACAGCAAAAAUUUGCAGAAUUAGCCCUUCGGAGGAGGUUUGCCUUAAAUUGUCCGAUGCUAAUGACAAGGUCAUUGAUGCACAUUUUUUUAGUGGUUUUGGGGAUUUGAAGAAAAUUAGGACCUUACUCGAAAAGAAUUCAGAUUUGAAGAAAAGCAUAAAGGCAGACCCAAAUAUCCACUACAUUGACGUUUUCUGUCCAUUUGGCAACUUGAAAACAAAGGGAAAUAUGAUGCUUGUGGAUACACCAGGUAUUGGAACAUCCGAAGAGUUGACAAAUAUGCUUUUGAGAUAUCUUCCUAGUGCAAUUGCGUUUGUUUUUAUCAUCAACGUGUCAAACGCAGGCGGAGUUCAGGAAGAUAGGAUUGUCAAAAUUUUGGAAACAAUUCUGACGAACCUCUACAAAAUGCCUUGUUUUGAUCCAAAAGAUGUCCUUUUUGUGACAAAUAAAUGGAAUAUGCUAAAAGAUCAAAUGAAAGAAGGCUGUGAUGAUGAUGAAGAUGAUGAUAAUGAAGAUGAUGAUGACAAUGUUGAUGAAAUGCAGGAAACUUGGGAUGACGUAAAAGAGACAAUCAAAAAAAUCUGGCCUGUAUUUGAAGAGGACACGAUCUUCAAACUUUAUUUAAAAACUAUAAAUCCAGACGACGGCUCAGAUGAAGAAAGAGCAGAUUUCGAAAGAUUUACUAAACGCCUGCUGGAUUUAUCAAGGAAGAACACGGACAGCAAAAUUGCAAUACACCUAAGGUUGCUGAAAGAUGACAUGAACAGAAUUAAAAGAGGAAUAAAUGCAAGAAUAAACACGGCAGCCAAAGGUGACAGAAAAAGAAUUGAAGUAGAAAAGUCAUUAAAAGAAAUGAAAACAUUAAAAGAAAGCAGUCUUGAGGUACAUAUGUGUAACAAAUAUAAAAUUUAAAGGCUGCACUUAAAUUGCCACUUUAACCCAUCAUACCUUAAUCUCUCUCCAUCUCUCUAAAUAUAAUGUAUAAUAUAGUUAGAUUGAAACAAGAUGUGUUUGUGAAACACUAAGCGCCCGGCGGCAACAAAAUUAAAAAAAAUAUUUUUAGCUUAUAGGUCACAGUCAAGGUCACAAGAUCAUUGGUCUUGUUGUCAUUUAAAAGAACUUGAUUAGUGAAGUAUGCAUACCAAGUAUGAAGUGUCUAUCUCUCAUGGUUCAAAAGUUAUGGUGAAGGUUAAAAAAAAAUACUUUUAGCAUAUAGGACACAGUCAAGAUCACAAAGUCCUUGACCUUGGUGUCAUGUGAAAGGGCUUAAUUAGUGGAGUAUGCAUGCCAAACAUUAAGUCUCUAUUUUUCUUCGUUCAAAAUUAAUUGCGAAAGUUAAAGUUU
Molecule: messenger RNA, 1825 nt
Organism: Saccostrea cuccullata (small rock oyster)
Lineage: Eukaryota; Metazoa; Mollusca; Bivalvia; Ostreida; Ostreidae
Exons: 8
Coding region: 53-1393 (446 amino acids)
Source: RefSeq, a predicted model, not a curated record